Messenger RNA from Meriones unguiculatus (Mongolian gerbil), 4893 nucleotides. RefSeq names its product mitogen-activated protein kinase kinase 6 (gene Map2k6). Gene Ontology annotation, biological process: protein phosphorylation; MAPK cascade. The record is from RefSeq and is a predicted model, not a curated record. The transcript has 12 exons. Bases 340 to 1332 code for a protein of 330 amino acids. Gene Ontology annotation, molecular function: MAP kinase kinase activity; ATP binding. Lineage: Eukaryota; Metazoa; Chordata; Mammalia; Rodentia; Muridae.
AAAGAGCCAUUUAUCAAAAGGGCAGGGAUCUGGGCUCCCAGAGUUACUUCAAGGAUUGAUAAGUACGGGGCUGGUUAAUGAUCAAUGCCUCCCCUGGACGUCUGAAUGGGCCCGCUGGCCGCCUUCCUCCCCUGGUGGCUUCCAUUGCCUGGGGAACAAUGAACUGUUCGCUGUUCGCUACCACACGAAGGCAGGAGGUGGCGUCUGCUCUGAUCUCUGCCUCCAGCUGGAGCGAGUGGGGCUGGGGAGCUUUUGGAGGACUUCGGCCGGGGUUCCUCCUGCGGACCCCGUUUGCGGCUUUGCAAACCUCACGGGAGGCGAUGAAGCUUCUGGAGAUGCAUGAGCAAGAAGCGAAACCCUGGCCUUAAGAUUCCAAAAGAAGCGUUUGAACAGCCUCAGACCAGCUCCACGCCACCUCGAGAUUUAGACUCCAAGGCUUGCAUUUCUAUUGGAAAUCAGAACUUUGAGGUGAAGGCAGAUGACCUGGAGCCCAUAGUGGAGCUGGGACGAGGUGCGUACGGGGUGGUGGAGAAGAUGCGGCAUGUACCCAGCGGGCAGAUCAUGGCAGUGAAGAGGAUCCGGGCCACAGUAAAUAGUCAGGAGCAGAAACGGCUACUGAUGGAUCUGGAUGUUUCCAUGAGGACAGUGGACUGUCCGUUUACCGUCACCUUCUACGGUGCGCUCUUCCGGGAGGGCGAUGUGUGGAUCUGCAUGGAGCUCAUGGAUACGUCACUAGAUAAAUUCUACAAACAAGUCAUUGAUAAAGGCCAAACAAUUCCAGAGGAUAUCUUAGGGAAGAUAGCAGUUUCUAUUGUAAAAGCAUUAGAACAUUUACACAGUAAGCUCUCUGUUAUCCAUCGAGAUGUCAAACCUUCUAAUGUGCUCAUCAACACGCUGGGUCAAGUGAAGAUGUGUGAUUUUGGAAUCAGCGGCUACUUGGUGGACUCCGUUGCCAAAACAAUUGACGCAGGUUGCAAACCAUACAUGGCUCCUGAACGAAUAAACCCGGAGCUCAAUCAGAAGGGCUACAGUGUGAAGUCUGACAUUUGGAGUCUGGGCAUCACAAUGAUUGAGCUGGCCAUCCUUCGGUUUCCCUACGACUCUUGGGGAACCCCCUUCCAGCAGCUAAAGCAGGUGGUAGAAGAGCCAUCCCCCCAGCUCCCCGCAGACAAGUUCUCCGCAGAGUUGGUUGACUUUACCUCACAGUGCUUGAAGAAAAAUUCCAAAGAACGGCCCACGUAUCCAGAGCUUAUGCAACAUCCAUUUUUCACCCUACAUGAAUCCAAAGCAACAGACGUGGCAUCUUUUGUAAAACUGAUACUUGGGGACUAAAAAAUCAUGGACUUAACUGGUUGACUCUACUGUGGAUUGGUGGGUUUACAGGGUUAAGUGAGUUCACUACAGCGCCAACAGAAAGUCAUCUUGAGAUCAUUGAACCCUGCCUUUUUGAGAGUUUUCUCUUUCUAUUUUUUUUUUCUUUUCCCUUUCCAAAGGGGGCCUUGGAAUCUCUAGUAUAGAAUGAACUUUCUAGAUGGAUUAAAUAUGAUAAAGGCUUAGGACUUGAAAAGGUGAUUAAAUAUUUAAUCAGACAAGUCCUCAAGCUUCUCAGAUUUCUCGUGUUCUUCACAAAAUGAAUGCAUUGGCCCUGGUAACAAGGUGCUACAGUAGUGAUGAAAUUGUAAAGUAGAUUUGUAGUGUAUCCCAUUUAUUAUUUUAAUAUUUAUGUUUCAGUGCUUGGUUGGAAAUAUUCCAUUUUAUGCAAGAAGGGAGAUACAGAGACAAGGCUCACUUGGCAGUAUUUAUAGGGCUUUUAUUUUUUAAGUUCAAUCAUGUCUGUGGUCCAGAGAAAGUUAUUUAAUAUGCAUUGUAAGAAUAUUAUAAAAAUCUCAGUGGAAGGGGCUCUUCCCGGGGGCAUGGCCUGCAGCUCUCCCAGCUGCUGCUCCUGACCUUCAACUCGAUCUUGGGUAAUCACUAGCAUCUUCCGAAUGAAAUGUCAAAGUAUCUUGAUCCUACCGCCCCCCCCCACCUUCCAACUUUGGAAAACAUGAAAGUCACUUGUAUUAUGACUCAAAGAGUUAAAAAACAACAACAACAAUGGUUCUCUUCAAAUUUGUGGAAUAGUUUUAGUGGAAAAUGAAAACAAUGAAAAGUGAUGUGCUUUUUAUAUUUACUUACGCUUUUCUCUGUGUAUGUGUUUGUAUAUGUGUGUGUGUGUGUGUGUGUGUGUGUGUACGCCUGUUAAACCAAGUCCUACCAAGUGGCUUCCAGGAACACUUAUGUUAGUUAGAAGGACACCUGUCAGUCAUGACAGGAUACAGGAACUCACAGAGAGAAGAGAAAUGGCGCUUUCAGCCCUCGUGCCUCCUCAAUGGAUCUGCCCCGAGGCCCGCCUUCGUAGUUCAUGAACUGUCCUGCUUUGCUUGUCUGUUCUCAUGCUCGAGGAAGAAGACUUAUUAUGAGAAGGGUUGAGAUAGGAGAAGAUAAAAGGCAGCAGUCUUUCGAUGAAGUGAAAUUUUAACGUGGAAUCCUGCCUCGGAAAAGACUACCAAGUUGUCACAGGCUCAGGCCACGCCACAUAUUUCUACAGCGUCAUGGAAGUAGCUAGCUCCACUGUCAAGUUUCUUGCCUGUUGUGAUGAAGGGCCUGUUGUGUGAAGAAUCUUUAAUUCUUGUGAUUAAAGAUGCCAUGAGUUCUCCAGUUUAAGCUUAUGUGGUUCUCUAGAAUUGAGACAUUUUAUGAGUGUCGGGGAAACGAUAGACUUUUGCUAAAUAGUGAGGAACAGUUGCUUUGGUGCAGGAUUAAUACAAGGCAGUUACUAUUAGAAUACCGAGAUCAGGAACAGUUGCUUUGGGACAGUUUUAAAACAAGGCAGUUACUAUGGGGAUACCGGCACUGCGUGUUGAUAAAAAAUGGAAGAAUGAAAAAUACUCACGUCUUUUCUAACCCCUUCCCUGACCUCUUGGAAUUGUUCUUUCUAUCCCCUCUAGAUUUUGAAGCACAAACAUUUCAGUUUUUACUGCGUUAUUUGCAUCCUCAGGACUCUCUUGCACAGGACGCUGGCUUAGACUGUGUCUGACACUUCAACAUCUCCUUCAUUUUCUGUUUGAAGGGAUACCCAUUGGCAGGGCUGAGGAGGGCUGUCAGCAAAGCACUUGCCUCUCAAGUGUGAGGCUGUGCAUUCAGCCCCCUGGAACCCACACCCAAAGUGCCCAAAGGCAAUGUGGCACAGGCCUGUGAUCUCAAGGAUGGUGAGAUAACAGGCUGAGGCAGGACAGUCUGGGGAAGCCUACGAAUCACUUAGCCUGGCCGACUGACGUGCUGGAAUCCCAGGCCAGUGAGAGACUGUCUCCAGAAACAAUUUAAAUGCACCCAAGGACAGAUAACUGAGGCCGUCCUCUGACCUUCACAAGUGUGCUCCGCGUGGCACACUCUCCAUACCCCCAAAUGCUCACCCCAUUCCUGCUUGAUUAAGCAUGGCUUCAUCUCCUCUAAAGACACAUCUGUUUUAUUCAUUUCUCACCAGAAAAGUGGUAUUAUCCUCGUGAUCGUGUCCGUUCAAUUUCCCACCCACCGUUCUGCAUCUAAAAGUUUCCCUCUUUGACAUAGAGAGAACUCACAUAUGCCUUCCUGCUCUGUUUACUCAUCUUAUAAGAAUGGGAAGGAAUGUGGGGAAAGCCUGGGGGGCCAUCUUGGAGCCGUCUUGCAACGUCUAGCGAAACUCCUGAGGUAAAUCAUCUCUUUGCUCUGGAUCUGAUUGUUCGUCCUCAGUUGCCUGCUUUGAAACACGUCUAACAAAGAACACGUUUUGUACUAUGUGCCUCUGUGGUCUGGCCUGUGAGCCCUGAGCAGGAACCUGUAAAACACCACAGUGCAAAGAACAGCUGGUUCAAACCUGAUGCGCUUUGGAACCAUUAAGGAGCCUGCGUGAGUGCCAAAGUCCUGGCCCUAGAAACUUGGAAAUAAUUGAUAUAGGUAGAGCCUUGGAUUUAGUACAUUAAAGAAGAAGGGGGGGGAGGGUCAUGUGUUCCCAGUACACAGCAGAGUUGAGGGUGCUGAUCAAUGCUCCCCUGAAAUGGAGGAGAGUAUGUACGGUAGUCAAAAUAGAUUGUUUCUAGUCCUUGCCCAUCUUCUAAAGCUAACAAGAAUUUGCACAUGCCAUUCCAAAGCUUCCUUAUAUUUGCGGUGCAGUGGUGGAUUGUCUCAGUAACUCCUUUUUCUUCCAUUUGAUGCUAUACUCCAAGGCAUUGAAUACUUCAGCAUAUCAAACAUUUAGGCCCAAGCUGCUUCACAGUACUCUUCUGAAUAUCACUCAGAUGUCAGUAUUUCUCCUGGAAAUUCAUAAUAUAUUGCCAUGCCUGGGUUAUUUCACACAAGGCUUGUGGACACUGGGCACAUGCAAUGCUGAAAUUUGCUCAGUCUUUGGCCAGUUGAGUUGUAAAGCUGAGUUCUUGGUCACAGUAUGAGGCCCCUGUACUGUUUCAUGAUCUAUGUUGUUGGUAGUUUGGUUUUGCCUGAAUUAAAGGUUGAAACCAUUCUUUGAUGUUUGUCGGUUGUGUGCUGCCAGAUGCCAUGGUGUAGGAAUGAAACAGAUGGAGCUGGGGAGGUGGCUCAGUAGGUGAAAUGUCUGCUGAGCCAGCAUGGGGCCUUGAGUUCAGAUCCCAGGUAUUCACGUAAAAGCCAGAUGUGGUAGCUUGUGCCUGUUACCCCGGUGCGGGGGCAGGGUGAAGAAGAGGCGGGCACCCAGGCAGAUCCCUGAAACUCGUUGGUCAGCCAGUCUAGCCAAAUCUGUUAGCUUCAGGUUCAGAGAAGGAUCUUGCUGAAAAAAAAAAACAAAAAACAAAAAAACAAAAAACAAAAACAAAAAAACCCCCCAAAACAAACCAAAGUUGGGGA